AGCCCCUAGGAGCCACCGCCGCCGGCCGCACUCGGAUCGCAGCGGGCGCAGCCAUGGCUUCAGGGCUGGCGGAGGCGGAGACCCGGCAGAGGUUGCUGCGCACCGUCAAGAAGGAGGUGAAGCAGAUUAUGGAGGAAGCCGUCACGCGCAAGUUUGUCCAUGAAGACAGCAGCCACAUCAUCUCUUUCUGUGGGACUCCAUUAGGGAAUUUGGAAGUAGAGAAAAGAUUUGGAAGUAGAGAAGAAAUUAAGAAUGACAUCUGCACCCCGGGAAAAGCGGCUGUGGAGGCCUGCGUCCUGCAUGGCCUGCGGAGGCGAGCGGCUGGCUUCCUGCGCAGCAACAAGAUCGCAGCUCUCUUCAUGAAAGUGGGCAAGAGCUUCCCGCCAGCAGAGGAGCUGAGCCGCAAGGUGCAGGACCUGGAGCAGCUGAUUGAGAGCGCGCGAAACCAGAUACAGGGCCUCCAGGAGAAUGUGCGAAAGCUGCCAAAACUGCCCAACCUGUCCCCACUCGCCAUCAAGCACCUGUGGAUCCGUACAGCCUUGUUUGAGAAGGUCCUGGACAAAAUUGUUCAUUACCUUGUGGAAAACAGCAGUAAGUAUUACGAGAAGGAAGCUCUCCUGAUGGACCCCGUGGAUGGCCCCAUCCUUGCAUCUUUGUUGGUAGGGCCCUGCGCCCUGGAGUACACCAAGAUGAAGACUUCCGAUCACUUCUGGACGGACCCCUCAGCCGACGAGCUUGUCCAGAGGCACCGCAUCCACAGCUUGCACCUGCGACAGGACUCGCCCACCAAGCGUCCGGCCCUCUGCAUCCAGAAAAGGCAUUCGAGCAGCAGCAUGGAUGACCGGCCGUCCCUCUCCGCCCGUGACUACGUAGAGUCCCUGCACCAGAACUCCCGGGCCACCCUGCUCUAUGGCAAGAACAACGUUCUGGUUCAGCCGAGGGAUGACAUGGAGGCUGUGCCGGGGUAUCUGUCCCUGCACCAGACAGCUGACGUCAUGACCUUGAAGUGGACGCCCAACCAGCUGAUGAACGGGUCUGUGGGAGACCUGGACUACGAGAAGAGCGUCUACUGGGACUAUGCCAUGACCAUCCGCCUGGAGGAGAUUGUCUACCUACAUUGCCACCAGCAAGUGACUUCCUGCUGGGUCUCCUCUGGCCGGGUCGCGGUGGCAGUGGACAGCGGUGGGACAGUGGUGUUGGUCAGCCAGGACGGGAUCCAGAGGCCGCCCUUCCGCUUCCCCAAGGGAGGUCACCUCCUGCAGUUCCUCUCGUGCCUGGAGAAUGGGCUCCUCCCUCACGGGCAGCUGGACCCGCCACUCUGGUCUCAGCGGGGGAAGGGCAAAGUAUUUCCCAAACUGCGCAAGCGAAGCCCUCAGGGUUCGUCCGAGUCCACGUCUUCAGACAAGGAAGAUGAGGAGGCCACGGAUUACGUGUUCAGGAUCAUCUACCCUGGCAUGCAGUCCGAAUUCGUCCCCCAGGACCUGAUGGAUGUCUCCGUGAGCAACCUGCCAUCCCUAUGGCAACCCAGCCCACGGAAAUCUUCCUGUUCACAGAGUGGCUCGGCUGAUGGUGGCUCAACCAAUGGCUGCAACCAUGAGAGGGCUCCCUUAAAGCUUCUCUGUGACAAUAUGAAGUACCAGAUUCUUUCCAGAGCCUUCUAUGGAUGGCUUGCCUACUGCAGACACCUGUCCACUGUGAGGACCCACCUGUCAGCCCUGGUCAAUCACAUGAUCGUGUCUCCGGACUUGCCCUGCGAUGCUGGACACGGGCUGACGGCCGAGAUCUGGGAGCAGUACCUGCAGGACAGCACAAGUUACCAGGAGCGGGAGCUGCUGCGUCUCAUCUACUACGGGGGCAUCCAGCCAGAGAUCCGCAAAGCCGUGUGGCCCUUCCUCCUGGGCCACUACCAGUUUGGGAUGACAGAAACAGAAAGGAAGGAGGUGGACGAGCAGAUGCAUGCCUGCUAUGCGCAGACCAUGUCCGAGUGGCUGGGCUGUGAAGCGAUUGUGCGGCAGAGGGAGCGGGAAUCCCACGCGGCCGCCCUGGCCAAGUGCUCUUCGGGGGCCAGCCUGGACAGCCACCUGCACCGGAUGAUGCACCGGGACUCCACCAUCAGCAAUGAGUCCUCCCAGAGCUGCAGUUCGGGCCGCCAGAACAUCCGCCUGCAGAGCGACUCCAGCAGCAGCACACAGGUCUUCGAGUCUGUGGACGAGGUGGAGCAGGUGGAGGCAGAAUGCAGGUUGGAGGAGAAGCAGCCCAAGAUCCCCAAUGGGAACCUGGUGAAUGGCACCUGUUCCCCAGACUCCGGCCACCCUUCCUCCCACAACUUCUCCUCGGGCCUCUCGGAGCACUCAGAACCCAGCCUGAGCACGGAGGACAGCGUCAUGGACGCCCAGCGCCCUGCCCCACUGGUGAUUCGACCCAGGGACAGCGGUGUGGAUGACGGGCAGAGCAGCGAGGCCACCACUUCCCGGGAUGAGGUCCCCCGUGAGGAGCUGGCUGUGCAAGACAGCCUGGAGAGCGACCUCCUGGCCAACGGGAGCAUGGACGAGUUCGUGUCCAUCACUGGCAGUAUGGAUGUAGCUCUGCCCGAAAGGGAGGGCCCUGCGAUGGAGGGCUGGAGGGGCAUCGAGGUGGGGAAGCAGAGCCAGGUGGGCAGUGAGGACGACCUCUCAGAGGAGCCCGAGAUGGAAAGUCUCUUCCCUGUGCUCGCUUCUCUGGCCGUGACCACUUCUGCCAACAACGAGGCAUCCCCUGUGUCUUCUAGUGGCGUCACCUACUCUCCAGAGCUGCUGGAUCUGUACACGGUGAACCUGCACCGCAUCGAGAAGGACGUGCAGAGGUGUGACCGCAACUACUGGUACUUCACACCCGCCAACCUGGAGAAGCUACGGAACAUCAUGUGCAGCUACAUCUGGCAGCACAUUGAUAUCGGCUAUGUCCAGGGUAUGUGUGACCUCCUGGCUCCACUGUUGGUCAUUCUGGAUGACGAGGCGCUUGCCUUCAGCUGCUUCACCGAGCUCAUGAAGAGGAUGAACCAGAACUUCCCCCACGGAGGCGCCAUGGACACGCACUUUGCCAACAUGAGGUCGCUAAUCCAGAUCCUGGACUCAGAGCUCUUCGAGUUGAUGCAUCAGAAUGGGGACUACACUCACUUCUACUUCUGCUACCGCUGGUUCCUGCUGGAUUUCAAGCGAGAACUCAUCUAUGAUGACGUCUUCUCUGUUUGGGAGACCAUCUGGGCAGCCAAACACGUGUCGUCCGCCCACUAUGUCCUGUUCAUCGCGCUGGCGCUGGUGGAGGUCUACCGUGACAUCAUCUUGGAGAACAACAUGGAUUUCACAGACAUCAUCAAAUUUUUUAAUGAAAUGGCCGAGCGACACAACACCAAGCAGGUCCUGAAGCUGGCCCGGGACCUCGUGUACAAGGUGCAGACCCUGAUUGAGAACAAGUGAGGACCACGUCACCCAGGCAGCGUCACCCAAGCCUCUGCCCACCUGCCUGUCCCGCCUGCUUCUCCUCCUGGCCGCCCAGGGAGCAAGGUCCUGGCAUCUGUUCCCGAGCAUGGACCUCUGUGCAAAGAGAAAGUACCCCAACUUUGGCCACCAGGCAGGUGGGAUCGAGGGAUUGCCCCUUCAGUUCAGCCUUACGUUUUUCUGUUUGACCAAAGAUUGCCCAAGUCUGGGAUUUCUCCCUUGUGGGAGUUGGGAGUUGUUGGUGUGCGGAGGGAACAUCUUCGUUCGUGGUCCCCAGAAUGGUCUCCUCCCUCUUCUCUCCCAUCCCUCCAACUGUCUGGUCGGAUGAGACUUGGGGAGGGAACUUUUUGGAAACUGGUAUAAGAGAGGUCUGUGGGGCUACCUCUGUACUUUGAAAGGGGCCUUUGGAGAUGUUCCAGAACGUGGCUGGAAGGUUGGCCUAGAGCAGAGCACUGUUGACAUUUAAUGCUUUUUUGAGGGAUGCUGCCCUGUGCACUGUUGGAAUUUGAGCAGCAUCCCUGGCUCUACCUACUACGUGCCAGUAGCACCCUCCUCCCCAGCCCCUUGUGACAUCCCGGAGCACCUCCAGACAUUGCCAAAUAGCCCCAUUUGAGAACCACUGGCUUGGAGGAGGGGCUACAAGUGUAACUCCCUCUCCACUUUCUUUGUACCUGAGCCGCCUAUAUCCUGAGACUUUCUUCCAUUUAGAAAAGGCACAUGGGGUCCUUUGCACAUCUCUCUUGGGGUCCGGGAUUUCAACCGUUGUAUAUUUCUCAUUUUUUCUCCUCCAUCUGGCCCAGGAGAGACUUUUUUCUUCUUUUAAAGAAAGACGUCUGCCUGUGAGAAGUGUCUGUAAGCAUGAGAUAGGCCUCUUCCGGGUCCUGCUCAGGAGCCCCCGGGCAGGGCAGAGUCCACAUCCCCUUCCUCUCUUCCUAGGGAGGACCUCGCCUCUCCUUCCAUACAUCGGGUCUGAUGUUCCAGAAGCUUGGAAGAUGUGUGUUGGUGCAAGCCACUUGUUUAGGGAGGCUGGCUUUUCUCUAAGUGCCCUUGCUCACUCAGGACAAAGGAGGGAAAGGAGGACAGAGGUUGGCCCAGGUAGGGUAUGGCGGGUGUUUUCCUUGGGAAAGAAACAUCAGCUGAUGAACUGGUGCCAGGGUCACAGACCAGACUGGAAAUGGUCCCCUCCAUGUCUUCACACAGAGGGUCACCAAUCCCCAAACAGACCCUAAGCAAGCUAGUUUACCUGCCUACCUGUCCUCCCAAGAGAGAGAGUGGUCCUGCCAGCCCUUCUCUUCCGAGAGUGUACGAGAGUCGGGAGAAACAGUGAGAGUUGGGGAGGGAUGCUCGUCCCAAGAAUGGCAGGUAGGAUUUUGGAGAGGGUAGGAGACUCGUCAAGCACUUUGAAGCAUUCGCAGAGAGAGUGCAUUAGUCCUUCCGUCCUGAGCAAACCAGGAAGGGGAGCAAUCCCUGCCUGGCGUGCUUGUGAAGGCCCUUCCCUUGGACCCAGCACUUUAGGUUGCACUGAACUUCCGCCUGAGUAUGGUCUCCUGGGCAGGAUGGAUGACACUAGAUGGCCCUCGCUUCCAAAGAACGCUCCGUGAGAAAUGCAUCUCCUCGCCCUAGUCCCCCACCUUCCCAAGAUGGGAGAAAAUGUAUGAAAGUCCCCUCCAGAUAAAAGUUUAUAUUGCCAUUCAACUGUUCACUACAGAGGAUGUUAUUUUAGCAAGACCCAGGUCCUAGACCUUCCGAUUCUUAUUUAUUUUUUGACAGACUAGUCUGAAAGUACAGCACAAAAUCUCUUCUCUGCCUUCUCUCGUGGUGUUCCAGAGAGCGUCGUGGUUGUGAUUUGGAAUAACUCCUAUUUAUUCGGCUUACUGUGUUUAUUUGGAUCUUUGUACGUUGUGUGUGUCCUUGUGUCCCUGAAUCGUAUGCGUGUGAGUUGUUUUAUCUAUGGAGUGCCCUCCUUUCCUCAGUGUUGCCAACAUAUCUUGUUACAGUUUACUACAGAGUUGUGUCUAUAUAGAGAGAAAAUAUAUAAACAGAAACAUGUGAA
Molecule: messenger RNA, 5529 nt
Organism: Lagenorhynchus albirostris (white-beaked dolphin)
Lineage: Eukaryota; Metazoa; Chordata; Mammalia; Artiodactyla; Delphinidae
Gene: SGSM1
Product: small G protein signaling modulator 1
Exons: 26
Coding region: 54-3455 (1133 amino acids)
Biological process (GO): activation of GTPase activity
Molecular function (GO): GTPase activator activity
Source: RefSeq, a predicted model, not a curated record